Messenger RNA from Euleptes europaea (tarantolino), 1948 nucleotides. RefSeq names its product tripartite motif containing 23 (gene TRIM23). Bases 7 to 1737 code for a protein of 576 amino acids. The record is from RefSeq and is a predicted model, not a curated record. Gene Ontology annotation, cellular component: cytoplasm; lysosomal membrane; plasma membrane. Gene Ontology annotation, biological process: intracellular protein transport; vesicle-mediated transport. Gene Ontology annotation, molecular function: GTPase activity; GTP binding; zinc ion binding. NCBI's taxonomy places the organism in Eukaryota, Metazoa, Chordata, Lepidosauria, Squamata, Sphaerodactylidae. The transcript has 11 exons.
GCCAAGAUGGCGGCCUUAAGUGUCAACAAGGUCGGGGCUGGGAUGGAGGCCGGCCACAGGCAGAGCCGGGGGUCGGCUGGGCCCGUCGUCAAGGUUCUGGAGUGUGGUGUGUGUGAAGAUGUAUUUUCAUUACAAGGAGACAAAGUUCCCCGACUACUUUUGUGUGGCCAUACAGUCUGUCAUGACUGUCUCACUCGACUUCCUCUCCACGGCAGAGCAGUUCGCUGUCCCUUUGAUCGGCAGGUUACUGAGCUAGGAGAUUCUGGUGUCUGGGGACUGAAAAAGAAUUUUGCUUUGCUGGAACUUCUAGAACGACUCCAAAAUGGGCUCGGUGGCCAGUGUGGAACAACUGAAGAAGCGAUUGGCCUGUCUGGGGAGUGCAUCAUUCGCUGUGAUGAAGACGAGACUCACCUUGCCUCCGUGUACUGCACCGUCUGUGCUACUCACCUGUGCGCAGAGUGCUCGCAGCUUACGCAUUCUACCAAGACACUAGCAAAACACAGACGUGUGCCCCUUGCUGAUAAACCCCAUGAGAAGACCAUGUGUUCUCAGCACCAGGUGCAUGCCAUUGAAUUUGUGUGCUUGGAAGAAGGCUGUCAAGCCAGCCCCCUUAUGUGCUGCGUCUGCAAAGAAUAUGGAAAGCAUCAGGGUCACAAACACAGUGUUCUGGAACCAGAAGCGAACCAGAUCCGUUCUUCCAUUUUAGACAUGGCACACUGCAUAAGGACUUUCACAGAAGAGAUCUCAGAUUAUUCUCGGAAAUUAGUUGGAAUAGUUCAACAAAUAGAAGGAGGAGAACAGAUAAUUGAAGAUGGUGUUGGGAUGGCCCAUACAGAACAUGUCCCAGGCACUGCGGAGAAUGCCCGCUCAUGUGUCCGAGCCUAUUUUUCUGAUCUUCACGAAACCCUCUGCCGUCAAGAAGAAAUGGCUCUCAGUGUGGUUGAUGCCCAUGUGCGAGAGAAAUUGAUCUGGCUAAGGCAGCAGCAAGAAGACAUGACUAUUUUGUUGUCACAGGUUUCAACUGCUUGCCUUCACUGUGAAAAGACAUUGCAGCAGGAUGACUGCAGAGUUGUGUUGGCCAAGCAAGAAAUCACAAGACUUCUGGAAACACUUCAAAAGCAGCAACAGCAGUUUACAGAGCUUGCAGACCACAUUCAACUUGAUGCUAGCAUUCCAGUGACUUUCACAAAGGACAACAGGGUACACAUUGGGCCAAAAAUGGAGAUUCGGGUUGUGACCCUGGGAUUAGAUGGAGCUGGCAAAACCACUAUUUUAUUUAAAUUAAAGCAGGAUGAGUUCAUGCAACCUAUUCCAACAAUAGGUUUUAAUGUUGAGACUGUAGAAUAUAAAAAUCUGAAGUUCACCAUUUGGGAUGUAGGAGGUAAACACAAGCUGAGACCUUUAUGGAAACAUUAUUACCUCAACACACAAGCGGUGGUGUUCGUUAUUGAUAGCAGCCACCGAGACAGGGUCAGUGAGGCACACAGUGAACUUGCCAAGCUGUUAACAGAAAAGGAGCUACGAGAUGCUUUGCUACUGAUCUUUGCCAAUAAGCAGGAUGUGGCGGGGGCACUUGCAGUAGAAGAAAUCACAGAAUUGCUGAGCCUUCACAAACUCUGCUGUGGCCGAAACUGGUACAUUCAAGGUUGUGAUGCCAGGAGCGGCAUGGGACUCUACGAAGGACUGGACUGGCUGUCACGGCACCUGGUGGCUGCAGGUGUACUGGAUGUGGCUUAAAUCCCUGUCGAACCGUGAUGCUUGGACUUUGGUUAACUUAUUUGUGUGACUUGAGGUGGUGAGACAUGAAUUUUUGCAUCUAAAACUGUUUCCUAAAAGAAAACAACUAAUAGUUCUGCUGGAAUGCUUUAUUGGUGUAGUACAGUGAUCGCGCAAUUCCUUUAGGUUUGAAAUUAUGGUAAAUUAAUACAGUGGGUUUAAUACAGAGUUG